Onychostoma macrolepis is the source of this 436-nucleotide messenger RNA. RefSeq names its product C-C motif chemokine 13-like. The transcript has 3 exons. The record is from RefSeq and is a predicted model, not a curated record. Gene Ontology annotation, molecular function: chemokine activity; CCR chemokine receptor binding. The coding region runs from base 89 to 373 and encodes 94 amino acids. NCBI's taxonomy places the organism in Eukaryota, Metazoa, Chordata, Actinopteri, Cypriniformes, Cyprinidae. Gene Ontology annotation, cellular component: extracellular region. Gene Ontology annotation, biological process: inflammatory response; positive regulation of GTPase activity; neutrophil chemotaxis.
UUAUUCUGGACACAACAGCUCUGAGAUCUUCAAGCUCUACAGAACUUCUACAGAUUAUUUCUGUGAUUGUGAAGAAACAUCUUGAAGAAUGAGAAGCCUGAUCUCUGUGCUGUUCCUGGUGAUCUUCUGUUCUGAGCAGAUGACUUCAAAUGCUGUCAUUUCAAUUGAUGUAGCACAAUCUAAGUGUUGUGUAGAGUUCAGUGAUGUGAAGAUUCCUGUGAAAAUGGUGAAGUCUUACUACUGGACCAGCAGCAGCUGUCCUAGACGAGCUAUUGUGUUUCAGACAAAAGCAGGGAGAGAGUUCUGUGUAGAUCCAGAGACCGUCUGGGUGAGCGGCCAUAUUGCUAAAGUGGACAAAAGAACAAAAGUCUAAAAGAAGCUACACUGUUUCUAUUUGAACUGUAUAUUCAAACCUUGUGUUAUUUCCAAUGUGUAU